AUGAAAGGACUAUAUAAAUUCAAACUAAAUGACAAGAAAGGAAACUAUCUCUUUCUAAAGGAACAGCAAUAGAGUUAGUUCCUUUUCUUAAGGGAAAAAUAAAGGAAACAACAAUAACUUGAAAGGAUUCAAUACAGAUUUAUAAGAGUAUAAAAUUAGUCAUCAAAAAUUUAUAAGAAAGUAGAUAUAGAAUCAUUAUAAUAAACUUCGCAUUUAAUGGAAUUCUUGUUUAUCGAUCUUUUUACUUUUUAAUUUCAACCUAUUAUAAAUUCCUAUAAAACUCUUUAGAGUUCAUUUACAGAAUAACAUACAUUUAAAUUGUUAAACAAUUAAAUGAUGGAAAUAUGA
Paramecium tetraurelia is the source of this 348-nucleotide messenger RNA. RefSeq lists its product as uncharacterized. The transcript has a single exon. Lineage: Eukaryota; Ciliophora; Oligohymenophorea; Peniculida; Parameciidae. The record is from RefSeq and is a predicted model, not a curated record.